Orbicella faveolata is the source of this 565-nucleotide messenger RNA. RefSeq names its product TBCC domain-containing protein 1-like. Gene Ontology annotation, biological process: maintenance of centrosome location; maintenance of Golgi location. NCBI's taxonomy places the organism in Eukaryota, Metazoa, Cnidaria, Anthozoa, Scleractinia, Merulinidae. Gene Ontology annotation, cellular component: spindle pole centrosome. The record is from RefSeq and is a predicted model, not a curated record.
ACAGAGGUUGUAAUACAUGUAGUCAUAGUUAGCUUCGUCUAAGUUUUCUUUCUUUCUUUCCUUCCUUUCCUUAGCGCCAGACCGAGCUGAAGGUCCGUCAACUGUUUAUUGUGAACUACCACCUCAAGACUUCUUCACAUUUACGAUUCCAUUCUCCAUGAAAGGAUCAACAGAUGGACCGCCCAUUCCACUCCCAAAAAAGUAUGAAAAGGCGUUGAAAGAAAGAGAGAAAGCUAUCAACAACUGGUAUCAAAUGGUGAAAACAUCGUCGCUGUCGAAGCAGCAAAGAAGACAGCUCCAGAAAGAUGUACAAGAUAGAUUUCAGGUUAGGAAACAAAGGUUGUUUGCCAUUUACACAAAAAUUCCGCAAAUUUCGGACAGAAUGUAAGCGGUAAGACAAUUUCAGCUCGACCGACCGGAAAAAUUUCGAAAUAAACCGAAAUACAGUAAACACCCGCAUAUAAGAACACAUGGAUUAAGAACAUCAGGCUGAAAUUUGGUAAAUAAAGCACCACUUUUAUAAGAACAAUAUCAGCCUGGAAAAAAAAUAAUGUUCUUAUAAAAU